CUGAGCAAUCUCACAGAGACUGGCAAAGCCGAUUACCACGCUGCGAUGUCUCGAUACAAGAUCCAGAAAGACGCCUACCAGAUCCAGGCCAAAUCCGUCCUCACCCUCUCCAACUGGGUUUAUGACACGGUGGCACCCCAUCUUCGAAAGACGUGUUGUCGUCCACAGAAGACUCUCGUCGAGUGGUACGCAGCACUAACACGACAAGUCGGAUCGACAUCAGGCGAGGAAGACGAAGAAGCUCGCAACAAAUACCGGCAAGCGGUCAAACCUCUCAUUCGACAUCCAAAGGAAAUGCGCGCCUGGUUGACGGUAUGGGAGGAAGCGUUCACCGAGGUGGUCGAGAUGGAUGUCCCAGACACAUUCAAGGCGGUACACUGGUGGAGAUACUUCACCAGAUCCGUCAGCGGCAUCGGGUACGAGGCUUGGUGCCAAUCGUACCAGAUCCAGAAUCAACACCGCAUUUCAGCAAAUCGUCUCUCGUAUCGAGAGGUGUCGAAUGCAUUCGCCUAUAUGCUGGCGGGUAAAACAACCGCAGCACCUCAGGCAAGAAAACCAGCAAGAGGCAGCUUCGCGACUUACGCAGACCUCUCAACCGACCAGAAUGACGACGACGCUGAAACGGACGAAACGAGGGAACGUGCUCAGCGCCGCGCUCGUCGUCAGACUCCCCCAAAGAACACAACCAAGAGGAGGAGUUCAGACAGUUCAAGGAAGCGUUGCAAGGCAUAUGGUCAGGAGAGGCACUCCCUGUCCAAAUGCUUCUAUGUAUUCCCUCACUUGGCUUUCGAAGGAUUUAGGGUCAAUCAGCGGACCAAGAGUGCUGUUGAGGAAGCUCUCAAAACCGACUCAAAUCUCAAAGAAGAGGCCGAGCGGAUCAAGAAG
This is a messenger RNA of Parathielavia appendiculata, 885 nucleotides long. RefSeq lists its product as uncharacterized. The transcript has a single exon. The annotation marks the transcript as partial. The record is from RefSeq and is a predicted model, not a curated record. Lineage: Eukaryota; Fungi; Ascomycota; Sordariomycetes; Sordariales; Chaetomiaceae.